AUGCUCCGUUGCACCUCUGCUUUGGCGCUCAGGUGCUGCGCUGUGGCACGCUGCACGGCGGUGCCAACCCCAACCCCCGUGACGCUUCUCUCGGAAGGCGAGCAGAUGCUCGUGGAGACCGUGCGUCAGUUCGCGGGGCGCGUCAUAAAGCCACGCGCCCGCACGAUGGACGAGACAGGUGUAAUGGACAAGGCGUUCAUCAAGGAGCUCUUUGGGGCGGGGCUCAUGGGCAUCGAGACUCCUGCGGAGCACGGGGGCGGGGAUAUGUCGUUUUUUUCGAGCAUUUUGGCCAUCGAAGAAAUUGCACGCGUGGACCCGUCGGUGUCAGUAUGCGUGGAUGUGCACAACACGCUUGUGAAUAAUGUUUUUUUUCGGUUUGCGAGUCGCGAGCAACAGGCGCGGUUUCUGCCAGAUCUGGCAUCCUCAUGUAUGGGGUGCUUUUGCCUCACCGAGGCGGAGAGUGGCAGUGACGCUUUUGCUCUCAAGGCCCGUGCAGUAAAGAAAGGGGACCGCUGGGUGAUCAAUGGGACAAAGAUGUACAUUACAAAUGGUGGCCAUGCGGAUAUUUUCCUUGUCAUGGCCAACGUGGAUCCUUCCAAGGGGUACAAGGGGAUCACCUGUUUUGUGGUGGACAAGAGAAAGUCGCCAGGGGUACACGUUGGCCCUCCCUUGAACAAGCUGGGCAUUCGCGCCAGCUCUACGGUUGAGAUUAACUUCGAGAAUUGUGAAGUGCCGGAGGAGAACGUUAUUGGGGAGGUUGGCAAGGGCUACAAGAUUGCCAUUGGAACCCUAAACGAAGGUCGUAUAGGAAUAGGCGCACAAAUGGUCGGCAUCGCGCAGGGUGCGAUGGAUCUUGUCAUGCCAUACUUGUUCCAGCGAAAGCAGUUUAACACGCACCUCGGCGAUUUUCAGGCGCUGCAGAUGCAGUACGCGCAGUGUGCCACCAACACCUGGGCGGCGCGUCUUAUGGUGUACAACGCGGCACGAAAAAAGUUGAGAGGUGAGGACUUUGUGAAGGAUGCCGCCAUGGCAAAGCUCUUCGCCUCCCAAGUGGCUGAAGAAACGGCCAGCAAGGCGGUUGAGUGGGCUGGUGGCAUUGGCUUUACGCGGGACUUUGGCGUUGAGCGCUUCUACCGUGACGCCAAGGUUGGCGCCAUCUACGAGGGAACCUCCAUCAUUCAGCUGCAGACCAUCGCCAAGGCGAUCAAAAAGGAAUAUGAGUAA
This is a messenger RNA of Trypanosoma conorhini, 1224 nucleotides long. Its product is annotated as putative acyl-CoA dehydrogenase. The transcript has a single exon. Gene Ontology annotation, cellular component: mitochondrion. Bases 1 to 1224 code for a protein of 407 amino acids. The record is from RefSeq and is a predicted model, not a curated record. NCBI's taxonomy places the organism in Eukaryota, Euglenozoa, Kinetoplastea, Trypanosomatida, Trypanosomatidae. Gene Ontology annotation, molecular function: acyl-CoA dehydrogenase activity; flavin adenine dinucleotide binding.